GGAGCCUUAACUGGUGGCAUAACAUCUUUAAUAUUCAUGUCCUGGCUUUGUCUUCGAGCACAAACCCUUAUUGCUUCAGGAGACCUGACCUUUCCCGAGAAGCCAGUUUCCACUGAAGGGUGUCAUUACCAUUUUACGCCAAAGCAAUCCCCCAGCAGUAACAUCCAUUUCGACCCAUCUGUAAACAUCACGAAUGUGACUCAUACGGAUGAGUGGUAUAUGAUAUACAGGCUGUCCUACUUAUGGUAUACACUGAUAGGGACAUUCGUUACUAUGUUUGUUGGACUACUGGUUACCUUCAUUACUAGGCCACUAGAUCCCCGUGAUGUCGACCCCCAACUGUUGGCACCCUUUAUUAGAAAGUUGAUAAAACCACGACUACCAAAGGACGACUUUUAUACAUAUGGACAGCUGCAAACUAACGGAAUAUCAGCAAAAGACUCUGAGACGGAAAUAUCAAUGGAGAAAUAUAAUGGGUCCGAGAUUGAUACGGAUCCACCUGAUAAGGCGAUUAGUAAUUAA
This is a messenger RNA of Anoplophora glabripennis (Asian longhorned beetle), 522 nucleotides long. Its product is annotated as sodium-coupled monocarboxylate transporter 1-like. Gene Ontology annotation, molecular function: symporter activity. Gene Ontology annotation, biological process: sodium ion transport. The record is from RefSeq and is a predicted model, not a curated record. The annotation marks the transcript as partial. The transcript is spliced from 3 exons. Lineage: Eukaryota; Metazoa; Arthropoda; Insecta; Coleoptera; Cerambycidae.